This is a messenger RNA of Arachis duranensis, 2538 nucleotides long. Its product is annotated as disease resistance protein RPV1. The record is from RefSeq and is a predicted model, not a curated record. The coding region runs from base 172 to 2103 and encodes 643 amino acids. NCBI's taxonomy places the organism in Eukaryota, Viridiplantae, Streptophyta, Magnoliopsida, Fabales, Fabaceae. Gene Ontology annotation, molecular function: protein binding; ADP binding. Gene Ontology annotation, biological process: defense response; signal transduction. The transcript is spliced from 3 exons.
UAAAAACCCCAAAACCCGAUGUUGCCGAACGCUCCUGGAGGUUUCGUGGAAGUCAUCUUGCAAUUUCCGGUCACGCAGUCAGAGAAGGAGUAUUUCAACGACUGAAGUUGCUGUUGCCUAUGCGAAUUUCAAACUCAAAACCACAGAAUACAAACUACUAAGUUCAGAUACAUGGAGAUCCGCGAAGCAAAGUUUCUCUGCAGCUACGGCGGCGAGAUCAAGCCCCGCGGCCGCAACAACAAGCUCGCCUACAUCGAUGGAACCAAUAAGCUUCUUUAUGUUGACCGUAGAAUUGACUUCACAGCCAUGGUUUCCAAAAUCUCCAGCCUUUUUGACGGCGCCUCCAACCGCGACAACUUCUUCAAAUACCAAGUCCCCGGCAGCGAUGACCUCAAUGCUCUCGUCUCCGUCACCAACGACAGAGACCUUCAUAACAUGAUGCUCGAGUUCGAUCAACUCUACCGCGAUUCCCCUAGAUUCGCCCGCAUGAGACUCUUCCUCUUCCCAAACCCUAACAAACCUCUCGAUUCGGUUAAGCCAAACUCUAAUAGGCUAUCUUCGAAUCUUUGGAAGUAUGAUGUGUUUAUCAGCUUUAGAGGGAAGGACAUUCGUACGGGAUUCAGUUCCCAUCUUGUCGAAGCUCUGAAUCAAAACCAAAUAAAAACCUUCAUUGAUGAUGAGCUUCACAAAGGGGAUUGCAUCUUGGAUUCUCUUACAAGAGCUAUUGAAAAUUCGUCUAUAUCUGUUAUCAUCUUGUCAGAGAAUUUUGUUACCUCAAGUUGGUGCCUUCACGAGUUAUUGAAAAUAAUGGAGUGCGGAAGGAAAGUUAUACCUGUGUUUUAUGGUGUGGAUCCAUCAGAUGUGCGAAAGCAGCUAGUAAGUUUCAAUGAAAAAUUCAAGUCUCACUUGCAGAGUGACAUUAACAAUCUUCUGAAAUGGAUGGAAGCUCUCGCCAAAAUAGCGGAUUUAGAUGGCUGGGACUCCGGCUCUUGUAGGGACGACUUUGAACUUGUUGAAAAGAUUGUCAAAGAUAUUUUGCGAGAGCUGAAUAAUCAUUGCCUGCAUAAGGAUGUCAAGAGUUUAGUUGGUGUUGAUAAAAAUCAUGAAAAGUUAGAAAUGUUAUUAAGUUCAGUUCCUGAUGAACAAACGGGAAUAAUUGGGAUUUGUGGGAUGGGAGGAUUGGGCAAAACAACUUUAGCAAGACUUUUAUAUCAGGAACUUUCUCAUCAGUAUGAAGGUUCCUGCUUCCUAGGAAAUGUUCGGGAAAGAUCAGAAAAGUAUGGGCGGGGACUAGAUGAGUUGCGAAAUCAACUUUACUUGGAGUUGUUACAAGGAAAAGAUUGCGAAAAUACCAUGGCAAAUACAACUUCAAAGUGCAGGCUCAGCAGACAAAGAAAUUUCAUAGUUCUUGAUGAUGUGAGUAGCUCAAAACAAUUAGAAUACCUAGCUGGGGACCUUCAGUGCUAUGGUGCAGGAAGUAGAAUCAUUGUGAUAACAAGGGACAAGAGUGUGCUGAAAAAAGGAGUUGAAAAAUUUCAUCAGAUGGAGGUGUUAGAUUUUCAAGAUUCCCUUAUAUUGUUUAGCUUGAAUGCGUUCAAUCAAGACUAUCCAAAAAGGGGAUACCAAGAGCUAUCAUGGAAAGCAGUUACCUACUGCAAAGGUGUCCCAUUAGCUUUAAAAGUAUUGGGUUCUUUUCUUUGUUCCAAGAGUGAAACUGAAUGGGAUAAUGUUCUGCAAAAACUCGAGAAGAAUCCUAAUGCAGCAAUUCAAAAUGUGUUAAGAUUGAGUUGUAAUGGAUCAGAUUAUCAGGGGAAUCAUAUUGUUCUAGACAUUGCAUCAGUUUUUAAGGGGGAGCAAAAGGAACAACUAGUUAAUGUAUUUGAUAGUUGCAGUUUCUAUACAGCUAGAGGCAUGAGUUCCCUUCUUGAUGAGGCUCUAAUAGCUAUGUUCGAUCAUUUUGGGUUAUCUCAUGUCUUGUACAAGAAAUGGGGUAGAGAAUCCUUUGUCAGAGAACUAUCAAGAAUUGUCAAAGUCAUAGCCAUUUGUGGGAUGUUGGUGAUGCUUGUGAUGUUUUGGAAAAUAAUAAGGAGAGUGUUCAAUUGAAGCCAUAAAGUUACAUAUGUCCCAAAGUAGAUAAAAUCUAUGCUCGAGUGCUGGAACUUUCAAAAAGAUAUUUAAGAUAUCUCAAGGUUGUUAUCUCCCCAAAAUAAACACUGAUGCCGGUGAUCUGCAGCUUCCUAUGUGGUUUGGAGUCGAUUCCUGAUAAAAGAAGGAAAAUAAAAUUUAAUAAAUAAGAGAGAAAAGAAAAAAACUAUUGCUCUCAGAAGCCUGUUACUUUGCAUGUCAAAAGGUCAACUUAAAAGUUAAAAAAACGACUAUGGGAUGGGUGCAAGUUUGUAUAUAUAUUCAGAUGUAUAUAAUCUAUGCUUUAGUUUCUGGUUGAAAAGCGGAUGUGGUUUUUUUUAAGUGGUCUGUUAUUAAUUUUGUAUUGUGAAUAUUUUUCUUAUUUUCUGGGAUAAUUAUUACUAUAUUUCAUUA